Molecule: messenger RNA, 1062 nt
Organism: Saccharomyces kudriavzevii IFO 1802
Lineage: Eukaryota; Fungi; Ascomycota; Saccharomycetes; Saccharomycetales; Saccharomycetaceae
Product: phytanoyl-CoA dioxygenase family protein
Exons: 1
Coding region: 1-1062 (353 amino acids)
Biological process (GO): fatty acid alpha-oxidation
Molecular function (GO): phytanoyl-CoA dioxygenase activity
Source: RefSeq, a predicted model, not a curated record
AUGAAUACAACAAGUACAAUGAACACAAAAUCACUCAACUUUUAUGAGCCGUAUGAAAUUGAUGGUCAGAAGUAUAUUACUAUGGCAAAAAAGGAUGAUCUUGGAGCAUAUGAGCCUGGCCUAACGCAAGAAGCAUUCACAGCCAGAGACAAGUCGGAUUAUGCCGACAUUACGCAAAAGCUAGAAAAAUACGGCGUUUGCGUAAUCCCAAACUUCAUAGAUCCCUCAAAGUGUGAUGAAAUACUGGAGGAAAUCGACCCGCAUUUCUAUAGGUACAGCUCAUGGCAGGGUUCGCCCUUUCCGAAGGAAACUACGGUCGUGACAAGGUCCGUACUCCACUCGCCCAUCAUCUUAAAGGAUGUUGUAUCCAACGGGUUGUUCUGUGACAUGGCAAGCCAUUUUCUAGACGAGCAAAAUUACUUCAUGACUGGAAAUGUCAUCAGAAAAUGUUCUAGUGGUAUUCAACUCAACUCUGGUAUUGUGUACAAGGUUGGGGCUGGCGCUGCAAACCAGGGCUAUCACCGAGAAGAUCACAUCCACCAUACUAUCCAUCAAGCAUGUGAACGAUUUCAAUACGGAAAGGAAACAUUAUUCGGGGUAGGUGUUGCUUUCACAGAUAUGAACAAACUCAACGGGGCUACCCGUGUAAUUGUUGGUUCCCACUUAUGGGGUCCAUACGAUUCCUGCGGCAACUUCGAUAAGAGGUUGGAAUUUCAUGUGGAGGCUGCAAAGGGCGAUGCUGUUUUAUUUUUGGGCAGCCUCUACCAUGCAGCCAGCGCGAAUCAAACUUUGAAGGAUAGAAUUGCUGGAUAUUUUUUCAUGUCUCAGGGCUAUUUAAAACAAGAAGAAAACCUUCACUUCGGAACAGAUCUUGAAUUUUUCAAGGAUAUGUCGCUGAACAAUUUGCAACUCUUGGGACUCAGGACUGGCGAGCCAUAUUGCGGGCAUAUAGACUAUAAGAGCCCAGGACAUCUUGCCAAUCCUGAGCUGUUUGAGAAUGAGAAUGAGACUGAGAAUGGAUAUUAUGGGGAGACUAUCAAAGUUACUUAUAAUGAUAAGUGA